Messenger RNA from Larimichthys crocea (large yellow croaker), 1675 nucleotides. Its product is annotated as NACHT, LRR and PYD domains-containing protein 5-like. Bases 113 to 1270 code for a protein of 385 amino acids. Gene Ontology annotation, molecular function: protein binding. The record is from RefSeq and is a predicted model, not a curated record. The transcript has 6 exons. Lineage: Eukaryota; Metazoa; Chordata; Actinopteri; Sciaenidae.
AUCAGCCCACGGUACACAGUACAUGUAAAUAUAUAUGUAAUUUACUUAUAGUUUUGACACUGAAGUAUCACCUCUUAAACAGAUUCAUUAAAAUAUUAACAUUUUAAUCCACAUGAAAGGGGGAUUUAUAGCAGAACUUGUCAUAUACUGCAUUGAUUUUACCCAGGUAUGCCUAAUAAAAUUGCAUGCGAGUAUUAAAUAUGUUAAAUGUAUUAUUCUCUGUUUUCAGCAGGACACACAAGGACUGGAGAACACAGAAUCAACAAAUGGACACAUAAGUGGUUCUGAAUCAAUACAAGACAAAGCUCGACUGAGUGGCUGUAACCUCUCAGAGAAAAGCUGUGAGGCUCUGUCCGAAGUUCUCAGCUCCCAGUCCAUCAGUCUGAGAGAACUGGACCUGAGAAACAACAACCUGCAGGAUUCAGGAGUCAAGUGGCUGUCUACUGGACUGAAGAGUCCACACUGUACGCUGGAAACUCUCAGGCUGUCAGGCUGUCUGGUCACAGAGGAUGGAUGUGCUUCACUAGCCUCAGCUCUAAGCUCCAACCCAUCCCAUCUGAAAGAGCUGGACCUGAGCUACAAUAACCCCGGAGAGUCAGGAGUAAAGCUCCUGUCUGCUGGACGAGAGGAUCCACUCUGGAACCUGAAGACUCUCAGGGUGGAGCCUGGUGGAGUCAGGUGGUUGAGGCCAGCUCUGAGGAAGUAUUCGUGUGAGCUCACACUCGACGCAAACACAAUAAACAGAAAGAUCACGCUGUCGGACAACAACAGAAAGAUGUCACACGUGGACGAGGAUCAGCCGUAUCCUGAUCAUCCAGACAGAUUUGACUACUGGCCUCAGCUGUUGUGCAGUGAUGGUCUGACCAGGCGCUCGUACUGGGAGGUCGAGUGGAGUGGAAGACUCCACAUAGCGGUGACUUACAGAGGGAUCAACAGGAAAGGAAAUGGAUACGACUGUCUGUUUGGAAGGAAUGAUCAGUCCUGGAGUCUGGUCUGCUCCGAUACUAUUGGUUACUCUGUGUGGCACAAUAACAAAGCGACAUACAUCACCUCCUCCUCCGCCUCUGACAGAGUAGCAGUGUAUGUGGACUGUCCUGCUGGCACUCUGUCCUUCUACAGAGUCUGCUCUGACACACUGAUCCACCUGCACACUUUUGACACCACAUUCACAGAACCUAUUUAUCCUGGGUUUAGGUUCUGGUCUGACAGGCCUGGGUCCACAGUGUGUCUGUGCUCUCUCGAAGAGGGAGAGUCUCCUCUCCUAGUUUGAUCACAGCUGAUGUAAAUUGUCAGACCAGGACAGGAAUGAGGACUCAGAGGAUAUAACGAUUAAGCACACUUUAUUGAAGUCAAGUUCUUCUUAGAAGAGUGAUGAAAUGAAAGGGCUAUGUAACUCUGUCUAUUCUUAAGAGACCUGGCUAAAAUGACAGGGCAUAAACACUUCCCAAAAGAGGGAAAAACACAUUAAAGGGAGGGAACAAGAUUAUAUACAAACAAGGAAAACAGAAGACUAUUCAAGAAAUGAAACUCACAAGGAGGACAAUAAAACACUAGAUAAUAAACAUAAAACACUCCCGAAGGAGGAAAACCAAAUCUAAACAAAUGGGAUCAACAGAAAAAGGCUCACCUAAACAGGGGCUCUACUAAUAUCUAAUGCUCUAACAAAAAAAAAAAA